GGUGGUGGGGAGGAGGCGGCCUGGGCGGCGCGGGACCCGAGUGGGCCAAGCCGAGCGCCAGCGCUGCCCGCGCGGGGUGCGGAGCCCGAGCCCGAGCCCGAGCCCGAGGCACGGCCGCCGCCGCCAUGCGCUGGGUCCGCGCGCUACUGAAGAAUGCGUCCCUGGCAGGGGCGCCCAAGUACAUCGAGCACUUCAGCAAGUUCUCCCCGUCCCCGUUGUCCAUGAAGCAGUUUCUGGACUUCGGAUCCAGCAAUGCCUGUGAGAAAACCUCGUUCACCUUCCUCAGGCAGGAGCUGCCAGUGCGCCUGGCCAACAUCAUGAAAGAGAUCAACCUGCUUCCCGACCGGGUGCUGAGCACACCCUCGGUGCAGCUGGUACAGAGCUGGUAUGUCCAGAGUCUCCUGGACAUCAUGGAGUUCCUGGACAAGGACCCUGAGGACCAUCGGACCCUGAGCCAGUUCACCGACGCCCUGGUCACCAUCCGGAACCGCCACAACGACGUGGUACCCACCAUGGCGCAGGGCGUGCUGGAGUACAAGGACGCCUACGGCGACGACCCGGUCUCCAACCAGAACAUCCAGUACUUCCUGGACCGCUUCUACCUCAGCCGCAUCUCCAUCCGCAUGCUCAUCAACCAGCACACCCUGAUCUUUGAUGGCAGCACGAACCCAGCCCACCCUAAACACAUUGGCAGCAUUGACCCCAACUGCAACGUCUCUGAGGUGGUGAAAGAUGCCUACGACAUGGCCAAGCUCCUGUGUGACAAGUAUUACAUGGCCUCACCUGACCUGGAGAUCCAGGAAAUCAAUGCAUCCAACUCCAAACAGCCAAUUCACAUGGUCUAUGUCCCCUCCCACCUCUACCACAUGCUGUUUGAACUCUUCAAGAACGCCAUGCGAGCAACUGUAGAAAGCCAUGAAUCCAGCCUCACUCUCCCAUCUAUCAAGGUCAUGGUGGCCUUGGGCGAGGAAGAUCUUUCCAUCAAAAUGAGUGACCGAGGUGGAGGUGUCCCCUUGAGGAAGAUCGAGCGACUCUUCAGCUACAUGUACUCCACAGCCCCCACGCCCCAGCUCGGCACUGGGGGCACCCCACUGGCUGGCUUCGGGUAUGGACUCCCCAUUUCGCGCCUCUAUGCCAAGUACUUCCAGGGGGACCUGCAGCUCUUCUCCAUGGAGGGCUUUGGGACUGAUGCUGUCAUCUAUCUCAAGGCCUUGUCCACGGACUCGGUGGAGCGCCUGCCCGUCUACAACAAGUCAGCCUGGCGCCACUACCAGACCAUCCAGGAGGCCGGCGACUGGUGUGUGCCCAGCACGGAGCCCAAGAACACGUCCACGUACCGUGUCAGCUAAGGGGCCACCCCGCUCAUCCGCACCCAAGAAGAGGGACUGCUGUCUCUGGGUCCGGCCACCACGGUGACCCUCCCCAUCUCCCCGCCAGAUGAGGAGGAGGCCCCCCUGAUGACCAGCUUCUGUCUCUAUGGAAAUCACUGCAGUGACCAGUCUGUGGUGGCCCCAAAGUGCCAAUCUCUGUCUCCAUGGAGAUCCUUAGGUGGUCUCCCUGGGUCCAAGCUCUGUGGGCAAUGCCUGAGGAUCGGGGGAUGUCUCCACCCUGAUGGAAUAUCCCAGAAAUAAGUUUCCAUGGCAGUCCUCCUCUCUGAGCCCAGAGCUGCCACUUUCUCUGCCAAGGGUCCUAGGACCCCCUCACUGCCACUCACAGCCCUGGCUUUCCAAGUAGACACCCCCUGCUCGCCUUAUUCCUCCGGCCCGUGCCGGUACCCUGGCCCUGGUCUGGUGUCCGUGUUAGGAGGGGGCCAGGUGUCCGCCAGAUGUGGGGUAGUGGGAGGGGACCCCCCCUGGUCAGGGACCUAGUCCUGCAGUCUGGCCUUCCACUCUUGAGUUUAAGGUCAAAGUUAAAAGGGAGGGGCUUCUCGCCUGGGGCUUACUCCCAAAGCCCAGGAACCCGGGGAGGCCCCAGCCCUUCCCUGCAUGUCCUCACAUGCACACACCUGCCUGCCACACACGGUCCCCACCUGACCUCCAGACCCCGACUCCCACUGUGCCCAGACACGCGUGUGCUUGGGCCGCCUUUCUCCCUAGAAUGUUCUGUGUACAUAGCUAGUUUUUUAGCCCUGAAUGCCCACCCCCCCCACCCCAACCCUUCCCCUGAGCACACAGGGGGUUAAAGUCGUGUGCUCCUCCCAGUGGCUGUGACAGUGACAUCCACAGUAAAGAGGACAUCAAAUGA
This is a messenger RNA of Phacochoerus africanus (Common warthog), 2244 nucleotides long. RefSeq names its product pyruvate dehydrogenase kinase 2 (gene PDK2). Gene Ontology annotation, biological process: protein phosphorylation; regulation of glucose metabolic process. Gene Ontology annotation, cellular component: mitochondrion. The record is from RefSeq and is a predicted model, not a curated record. The coding region runs from base 126 to 1349 and encodes 407 amino acids. The transcript is spliced from 11 exons. Gene Ontology annotation, molecular function: pyruvate dehydrogenase (acetyl-transferring) kinase activity. NCBI's taxonomy places the organism in Eukaryota, Metazoa, Chordata, Mammalia, Artiodactyla, Suidae.